CCUAAAGAUACGUGUAACUUAUGUUAAAGUUAUUACAUGGUCCACUCUAAAUAAGAAUUUAUUGCCAUGUAAUAUAAUAAUAUUUUGACAAUCUUCAAAAAUUGAAAUAAUAUUGUGAAGAGAGAGAGAACAGUGUAAUGCGGGAAUAGUGGGUAUACAAAAACAUAGUGGGGGUAUCCAGUAACUGUCUUAUAACCGUUCCAUGCACAAAAACACACGCCCUCAUCAUAUUUCAUAGCACAGCUUUUACUACAAGGGAUUGGUUUGGAACAUCUCGAACCAUAUUAGUAGCAUUGCCACAAAAUUGAUGCUGUAUGAAAUGAUGGGAGAGAUGAAAAAAGGGCCAUGGAAAGCAGAGGAAGAUGAGGUUCUGAUCAACCAUGUCAAGAAGUAUGGUCCUAAGGACUGGAGCUCCAUUCGAUCCAAAGGCCUUCUGCGCCGCACUGGCAAAUCCUGUCGUCUUCGUUGGGUUAAUAAACUCAGGCCUGACUUGAAAAAUGGCGUGAAAUUUUCGGCUGAGGAAGAGAGGACAGUAAUAGAACUUCAAGCGGAAUUUGGGAACAAGUGGGCCAGAAUCGCAACAUAUUUGCCAGGAAGAACUGACAAUGAUGUGAAGAAUUUCUGGAGUAGUAGGCAGAAGAGGCUUGCAAGGAUUCUGCAGACUCCCCAGGCGCCAAAAUCUCAUAAAACGGACAGGGAAGGCCCAGUGAUUCAUGAUGUUCCCACUGUGAAGGCAUCGAAGCUCAGUUCUUUAACCAAGGAAGAAACGUCACCAAUAAACCUGUUUUGCUCACCAUCCUUCACUGUCCACAAUCUAAAACCAAUUUCUGCAGUGCCAUUCCCUGAACCAGAGCUAAAUUCCAACAUGUGCUAUUUUGAGCAGAACCUACUUCAACCGGAACUUGAUAUUAUGGAGACGAAGUCAUGGCAAGAUCAUCGUCAACAGAUUCCGCUCUCUUUCCAAGCAAAGCACCCACAAUUACAGACAGAAGUCCCUCUCGCGUCUGAAAGUCAAGAACUCAUACCUCAACUUGGAGAGCCCAAUUUUUUCGAAGUGUUUGAGAACGGUUCUGAUUCAGGUGGGAACAAUCCUCAUCUCCAGUACGUGUCGUCAUAUGGGACUGAGGGAAGCUGUGGAAACGAUGGAUGGAAGGAGAACGAUAACCCUGUGACGCCUGAUAGUUUCAUACAUGAUUUCCCAAUUGACAUGUUUGAUCAUCUGGAUAUGCUUCCGAGUCCGCCAGAGUGGUGACUAUUUGGUGUUGAGUUGUUUUUAUGCUGGUAUAGUAAGUAGGGUACUAGGGUUCUAUAUGCUUUGAUUCCAUGGGAUUGUUAUGUAAUGUAAGUAAAGUUGUAG
Messenger RNA from Daucus carota subsp. sativus, 1357 nucleotides. Its product is annotated as transcription factor DUO1. The record is from RefSeq and is a predicted model, not a curated record. Bases 308 to 1252 code for a protein of 314 amino acids. NCBI's taxonomy places the organism in Eukaryota, Viridiplantae, Streptophyta, Magnoliopsida, Apiales, Apiaceae. The transcript is spliced from 3 exons.